GGACUGGAACUAAAUUCUAUGAGAGAUUUCAAGGUAAAGCCUUUUACUGAUAAGCCAUUCUGUGUCUGGCAGGAUUUGGCUCUAUUUUGCCGAUUAUUCCAGCACCAUGAGCCAAACUAGAGCACUAAAAUAACCUGAUGAAUAAAUACUAUUUUUGAUGAAUUUGUUAGAGGUAAUAUUUACUUGGAAGUAUUUAAUUUAUCAGGAGUUUCACAGGAAGCGUUUUUAAAAAUAAACAAGCCGUGCAGUGAAAAGUUCAAUGUUCUAGUUCUGGAUAGAGGCAUUCAUUAGUGCUACAAGUUCCCUGGUGUUUGAAACAGUAGUGCACUUGGAAUGAAACAUAAACCUUUGCUAAUUAAUAAUAGCCUUGGUGACAAUAUUUAAUCCCAUGUAGUGAUAUGGAUACGUAGAACAUCGUGAUUCUAGAUGUUGUUCAGUAGAGGUAACAGUGUGAAGAGAGUACGGGAGGGGGGUUAUAGUGGUCAUGCCACGCCGGAAAUGACGGACUAUCACACUAGACGUUACUGUGCCGUUGACAGAAGUCCAGGCGUAUCACCAGAACCAAAGGGUGCAAGUGCAAGCUACCCAGUAGGACAUCCUGUGCCACGGCGGUGGCAGAGUGGCAUCCAACAACUCACAAAAAUGAUGAAUUUGAAAAAGCUGAAGCGUCGCUUGUCCUUGACCUUCAAGGGGAACCGUGGCCUUGGUAACAGCCUCUCUGACUUGGCUGAGCAGAUGACGAUUGAAGAUACAAAUGGCAUCACAAAGGAUCCAGACCCAGAUCUAAUAAGUGAGUCCCAGUCUCACUCUCGUAUCCAGAUACAGCUAGGAGCAGAUGAAGAUGAUAUACCCACAGUGUCGGAGAAACACGACUAUGUCUCACCCGUUAGGAUGCGGCAAAGACGUAGAUUUAGUGAGGAGGUGACGAAGCGAUUAUCUCUGCCGGCAGAUAUACGAAUACCCGGUCACUUCCUUGCGAAACAGAGCCUUACACCAGAGGGUCAGUUGAGUCGACGGUCACGCAGAAAAUCUCUUUCUGAGAUCGGCUUUGGGAAAAUAGAAUCAUACACCAAACUUGACAAACUGGGGGAGGGAACAUAUGCAACAGUGUUCAAAGGAAAAAGCCGUCUGACGGACAACCUGGUUGCGCUGAAAGAGAUUCGUCUCGAACAUGAAGAGGGAGCACCUUGUACAGCCAUACGGGAAGUGUCAUUGCUCAGGGAGCUGAAGCAUGCGAACAUUGUCACGCUACAUGAUAUCGUGCACACGGAGAAGUCUCUUACCCUAGUCUUUGAAUAUCUGGAAAAGGAUCUCAAGCAGUAUAUGGAUGACUGUGGGAACAUUAUGAGUAUGACAAAUGUGAAGAUAUUUUUGUAUCAGUUGUUACGCGGGCUGGCCUAUUGUCACAAACGCCAGGUGCUUCAUCGAGACUUGAAACCCCAAAACCUCCUCAUCAACGAGAGAGGAGAGCUGAAACUUGCAGACUUCGGUCUUGCAAGAGCCAAGUCUAUACCAACCAAAACAUAUUCCAAUGAAGUUGUAACUCUGUGGUACCGACCACCAGAUGUAUUGCUAGGGUCAACUGAGUAUGGCACCCCGAUAGAUAUGUGGGGUGUUGGGUGUAUAUUUUACGAGAUGGCGUGUGGACGCCCCCUGUUCCCUGGGUCAACCGUAGAAGAUGAACUUCAUUUAAUAUUCAAGACCCUGGGCACACCGGAUGACUCCAUAUACCCGGACCUCUCACAGAAUGAGGAAUACUUAUCCUAUAACCUGCCCCCUUACACCGCAGAACCCCUCAUAAAUAUCGCCCCUAGAUUGGACGGGGAUGGACUUGACUUGUUAGCAAAGUUUUUACAGUAUCAAUCUCGAUUGAGAACCUCAGCCGGUGACGGGAUGCGACAUGCGUUCUUCAACUCUUUGGGACCCAGUGUGUACAGACUACCUGACACUGUAUCGAUAUUCACCAUAACAGGGAUAGCUCUACACCGGGACCCAGGAAUGAGAUCAUCAACACUUAAUUCCUCAGCUUCCUCAGGUAAGUGCAGAACCUGCAGAGUGUGAAAUGUUCUUAUAUAAUCUAACAUAUCAUACAUGUAUUGCUGUUUGUAACAGGCUGAUGAUUUACGCUUUUUCACUUUCUUAACCUUUACAUUAGAAAAUGGGGCAAUGUUUUAUGAUUGAAAAAAUGUAAUAAGAUUUGAGACAGCUGUUCUAGCUGUACUUUAUACUUAACUAUGUGAGCUAACAAUCAAAUAGUGCACAUGUUACAGUUAACAACUAUGCUGUUAACAAUGGUGUUAACUUUAACAAUGUUAUGAACAAUCGGUAGAUUUUGUUAACAGAGAAAAACAGUUGAGCAAUGGCAUCUGUUCUUUUGUCAUUGUUUUCAUGUAGACUUUCAGCAUGGUGUCAACUAAAAAAAAAACACUAAAGAUAUUGUUUCUUUAUUUUCAAUUUCAACUUGUAUGCAUUUCCUAAGUUCAUUGAAUAAAAUCAUGUAUGCUUAAACUUUGCCUUAUGGUUUCACAAGGAAUGUACAUGUUUUUAUAUUGCUGGCUUUGUUACAGAAUUAACAGAAAGUUUGUUUAAUUUCUGUUGACUGUGUUUGUCAGCUUGAUCUAUGUACAUGUACCUUAUCUGGGCUUUAAAAUAUUAUUUUUGGAAAUGUUCCAUUGUAGAAGAAAUACAUCAAAGUUUGCACUGUGGCAUGCAUAAUUAUUUUUAAAGCAUGUUAUCACGAGUACAAAUGCUGUAAUUCUUAGAUCCAGUCCAUAGAACAGACUUAGCAGUUACCAAUUGUGUAUUACACCUUGCAAAUAAGCACAAAAUCAGCCAGUAAUGUUUCAGCAGCUGACAGCGGGGGCGUGUAUUCUAUUGCUUUGGAAAUAACUUGCCAUUUUAAAUAAAAAGUUGGAUAUGACAUAUUUUUAAGAAAUGAAUAAUGAGGUCAGAUUGACAUUUGAAUAUUAAAUUCUAGUUAAAGUUGUAAUUUAUUUGUAUCAUUGAUGGAGUUACGAUGUAUAAAUAUUUACAGAUGAAGGUAAUCUUCAAUGUAGAAGACAGAUAACAUAUAUCAGCACAUAACUGCACACCCUGUGUUCUUCUCUGAUGAUCUCUGAGUUUCUUUAUCAUCAUAAAACAUAACAAGAGUGGGGAAAUGUCAUAAAAACUGAUUGAAUUACCUCUACUGCACAUGAUAUUAUUACCCACGUUCUGUGUUCAAUAUGCUGCUGUUUUAAUUAGUACAAUUUUGUAUUAUGAAAUAAAGAAUGGUUUACUGUGUUAUUUUAUGUAUGUCAUUGAUGAUCUUCAUUGAAAUCAGUACCAUCAUUCAUUCAUGUGGGUCCAAGUAACAUGACCUAUGAAUAUUUCUCCAUAUUCACGUACCAUUUAUUAGAUACCGUAAAUGACUGGGUAUAAGACGAUAGGGGGUAUUAGACACAGGCAAAAAAAUCCGUGAAAAAUCUGAGAAAAAACUUUUAAUCUAUGUUUUGGGUUAAAGGACGCAUAGAAAAUAUGUUAAAAUCGUCUGCCAAUCUUGGCCACCAUGUUUGUUGACAGUGACGAAAUUAUUUUUUUUCGUGAAAAUGGCGAUGGUUAUCUUUAAAACCAUACAAUGAUAAUGCAAAAUAUGUUUCAUUGUAAUUCGUUUCAUGUUAGGAUAGGCACUGAAAAUUACUUAGUAUGACAAUUUGUUUCUGGAUGGCACUGAAAUGUACCUUUUAUGACUAUUUGUAAGAUUUCUUUCUGACAGUAUAUCGUAAACAAUAACCUGUCGAGAAUGAAUAGGGAAGUUACUGUAUGCAAAAACUUUAUAUUGUACGGGCUUGUUCUCAAAGUGUCAACACCUACAGAAAAGAAUAAAGAACAUGGAAAAGUGCGAAAAAUCAUGACCAUUAUUGCAUCAGUUUGUAGUAUUGGUAUGUUAAACAGGUCUAAAGGCAGUGCGAAUUUUUCACACCUUAUCGUACAACUGACAAAAAUAUUUUGGCAGUGCCCAACUUUGCUUUUUUAUAUGCAUGUUUAAUUAUUGUUUUAUUCAAAUUAAUAUUGAAUAAUUUAAUCCGUAAAAUAUAUUUUUUUUAAAUUAUAAACAUCUUGAGAUAUACCGUAUCCCGAUCUUCAACUGCCGUUUUAACCCGUAUAUACUCAAUCGAUAUGACGUGAGUAACUUCCCUUUCUACAUAAAUCUAAACAAACUCUCGGCCUGAAAUCGGCCCCAGAAAAAAGUUCAAAAGCUUGGUACUGGGUAUUAUACGUAGGCAUUUUUUUACAUUGAAAUCUGAGGGAAAAAAAUGUGUCUUAUACCCAGUCAUUUACGGUACAUUUGGUAUAAUCUUGCGAAUAAUAAUCCGGAAUGCCUUCUAUUAAUGCUGUCAUAAAUUACAAAAUAUUUUUAUGUAUUUUCAGGUAAAAUCAGGCGUCAAAGCAUGCUGUUCUAGGACUUGGCCGAUCAGGCUAAAGUCACAAAGGGGAACAACUCAACAAUAAUCAGCGCACUAGUAUUGUGUUACCUCCCCUACACAAAACUGCUUGAGUCAAUAUGGAAGAUUGAAAGCUGCAUUUUGUGUUUGGAGUGAUCUGUUUGAGAUACACAUAUUCUAAUCACUGAAAGACAUUUCACAGAUAAUGAUCCAGUUCAUCUCGAGCUAUGUUCACUCAAGCUUAACUGUUAUAUAAUCAGUCUAUAAAUACACUGAAAAAAUUCUGACCAUGUGUAAAAAAUAAUUAGGUGCUGUGAUGUAUUUUUUUCUUUUCUGCUAUUGCAUGAUGUUUCAUCAAGCAUCUUAGAUAAUCAUGUGACUUACGUGAAAGGGGCCUUAAAGGGGGAAAUUGGGCCUUUUGAGCCUCCCUGAGCCAUGUGAUAGUAUAGUUUGAGUCCCUUUUGGGGCCUCGAGGUGUGUGUAAUCUUGUAUACAGGAAACUAUCUCCGAAUUUGGGGAACAUGCUCUAUGUGCUUUUAAAACAACUUCUGUAGUGAAACUGAUUGGUUUGCUGUACAUUUUUGCUUCUUGUAAACUUAGGCUUUAUUUUGAUUGAUGGAAAGAAAAAAUUGUCGGGAAACAGUUUGGCUGUAUGUUGAUGUAAGAUUAUAUCAUGAUUAUACUCAUGUUAAACAAUCUUGUUUAUUUGUAGCCCAUCCUGCAAAAUAGAUAGGAGAAACAUUUGUAGAGUUUUAUAAAGGUUUAUUUAUGAUAUUUUGUAUUUUUUAAAAAUUGUGAUUUUAUGAAUUUGAGUACUUAUUUUUAUGACUAUAAUCUAAACUGGAACAGAAAAACAGUUAAACAGAGCUUUAAUUGUUUUAGCGAUAUUAUUUAAACGCUUGUUUAAUUAUUUUUGUACAUACAGGAUCAUGUUUUGAUGAAAACUACACGUAUCUAUUGCACAAAAUUAGCUUUUAUUAUGUAAAUAUGAGAACUAUUGAUAUGUUACUGUCAUUUUUUGUGUUGUAGAAUUAUGAUAACAUGGUUAUGUUCACAGAAGCCAAAGGCAUCAUGUUUCACUGUCAUCAUAUGAAUGUGUGAUAUUCCUUUUCAUGAGUUCGUGUAAUCUUGGAUCAUUGUGUACAGCUGCAUACUGUAUGGUAUCAUUAAGAAUGUAGUAAACAACAACUUAACCCUUAUCAAAGCAAGUUUAUUACUAUUUUGUGAUAUAGAUUUUUUUAAAUGCAAGUUAUUGAUCUAAAACUUUCUAAUUCACAUGUAUUUCUAACAUUAAGAUUCUUUUCAAGUUCAUUAAUGACAGGGUAAAUAUUUUGCUGCUCUUUAUGUUCAUCUGAACUAAAAAUCAAAAACCUUUCACUCACUUUCACCGGUCUAGUUCCACUAAGACACUGGAGGCACGGGCCUGUGCAUCAUGGUGGCCAUUUUAAUAUAAGAUAUGCAAAAAGAAAUACUGGCAACCCCCUAGUACAAAAGGCCUGGGACCCAUAUCAAUAAGAAAUCUUAGUCAUAGACAUUAUACUGCUUAUGAGUGCUAAGGUAGACCAGUUACAAGCAGAAUAUAUGCGAUAAAUGUUAAUGGAGUGACACCUAGUAAUCUAAAAUAUUUAGCCUUAUGAUCGUUAUAGAUACGCGGCCCUGGGCAUCUACUUUGGUUAAGCUUGUUCUGGGUGUUUUUGUUUAUUCUCUGGCACAUGUUCUGUUGAAGCUGGGUGAUUGUAUAAGGUGCUACAUUGUCUAAUUUGUGGUAUGAAUUUGUUACUGUUGUUAGAUUUUGCAUUUUACUUUGAGCUUACUCUUGUCACAGGCAAUGACUAAUAUUCUUUAAGCUUUUUUGAUGCCUUUGAAGUGUUGUUUAUGAAAUAAUUUAUUUAUGUAAUUGAUCUUAAUUUUUAAGAAAUUAAGCAAUAAUUUUAUCAGAAAAUAUCUGCUAAAAUAGUCUGUUGAACAGGAGAAAUUACAUUUAUGUAAAUUACUAUAAUUUUCUGAAAUUUAUGUAAAAUAAGGAGAAGAAAUUCCUGUUUUUCAAAAAUGGUCCUUUCUAUUGGUAAGAACUGCAUUUCUGUCUCAUUUGGAUUUGAAAAAGGCAAAUAUGUGCCAGAUUCAUCUUGAAUUAAAACGGUAAUUGUUAGCAAUAUGAAUGAGGAAUUUUCUGUAAGAAAACGUUAGCUGCAAGACAUUUCCUAGGCGAGGAAAGAGAGUGCACCUAGUCAACAGAUAGCUAUUUAUUUCAAGAGAAGAAUAUUUUUAGUUUCUCAUCCAGAUUUUAAACAAAGUUGAGGGUGGAUUAUUUUUUUAAUAAAAUCAUUGGGUAUGUCUGAAUUUUGGGGUCAUUUUGCUGAAGGCUGAAAUUCCAACUUAAAAAAUAGGGCUGGCUGUUUCAGGAUGACAGACUAAAAACAUGUUUUCUCUAGCUAGUAUGAAUGUUCAUUUUCUUGCAAGAAAUUUGAAGUGUUAAAUGAUAAUUAAUCAAUGUUUUAAUUAUUUGCAUUAAUCAGCUUUUAUAAUAAUGUAUAUGGACCUUUUUUCAAGACUUAAAAGUAUGCCAGGACAAAGCAGUGCUUUGUUUAGGUUUUGUUUAAUAAUUUUUGUGCUGCUUUAAUUCUGUAAUUGUCUUCAUAUUUGCUAAUUGACAUUGUUGUGUUUGACAGGACAUGAAGAAGAACACAGAGAACAUCAGAUUAUUUACACAUGCUUUAUAUUUCAAAAUUGUACAAAUAAUUUUGGUAUGUCAGUAUAACACACUUUUCAACGUACCGCCAAAAUAUCAUGAAAAUAGUUGAAUCACUUUUUAAUCUCAACUCAUUUUACCACUCAAAAGCAUAGCAUUAUUCAAAAUCUUAUUUACUGUUUUUAUAAGUGCAUUCUGUAGAUUAUGUUCGUAAAAAUAUUCUUUAUUCUAAAGAAAAUAAUUCUAGAACAAAAAAUGUACUAUAGCAUUUGUUGAACACAGUUUUACUCAAUUGCUAUAUGGAAUAAUUAAUGUUAUAUAAAUAUCACACAAAGCAAACCUAUAAUCCAUGUGAAAUUUAGCAUUGAAAAAGAUGUAAACAGGUAUGACUUUGAAUUCUGUUUUUAGGUUUUGAGGUAAAAUCAGUUGAGAUUGAGAAACGAGUAUUUUUGUGAUAUUGGAGCCAGAGUUUUUAAUUUUAAACUCAACUUUGAAGCCUAAACACUUAAUCUUGGAAUACCAGUUCCAUAAAACUUUGCUAAACAUUUUGUAUGUUUGUCCAUGCAAACACAUUAUUAAAUCAUAAAUGUAAUAUAUUCGUACAAUUUUUUUCUACUAUCUCAUCAUAAACUUUACACUUUAGUAAAUAUACGAUACCAAAAAUAAUUCUUAAACGGUUUAGUUGAAUAUCUCUGUGUUUAAAAAGAUGAACCAAAAUUUCAUUAGUUUCGUCCAUGUGUUUGUUUGUCUGUCCAUUAUUGGUCAAGCAUGUAGAAGGUCAUUCAUAGCCAUUGUAGAACAGUGAUGCCUGUAAAGUAAUGGUUUGUUUGCAGUCAUCAGACUCACUAAAGUCUUAAAGUACGCAGUUUUCUCACAUAUGCUGUUCCGUUAAGUAUUAAAUCAUCUUUCAUUUUGAGCUUUCAAGUUUCUUCAAUGUAAACAAUUAAGGUGUUGUCCAUGCCCUGGUGUUGGUGUCAUUGUUGGCAACAGCAUCGUCGUUUUCAACAUUUUUGCAAAAAUGUGAAACUUGGCCAUAACUCAAAAAGCAAUCGAAGCAUUCCAAUGAAACUUUGUACACAAGGUGUAACCAUAACAGAGAUGUUACACACAUGUUCAGCAAGGGUCAUAAAUCUGGCUGAAAUGAUUGAUUAAAUAAGCCCCUUUGUUCCACUUACAAAACAGCAAGAGAUAUGUGUUGGCAUUCUCUCUGCGGAGCUUCUGUAUCCUGACCUACCUUGAGCGUUGGCAUUCUCUCUGUGGAGCUUCUGUAUCCUGACCUACCUUGAGCGUUGGCAUUCUCUCUGCGGAGCUUCUGUAUCCUGACCUACCUUGAGCGUUGGCAUUCUCUUUGUGGAGCUUCUGUAUCCUGACCUUCCUUGAGCGUUGGCAUUCUCUCUGCGGAGCUUCUGUAUCUUGACCUUCUUGAGCAUUGACUUUCCCUCUGCUGAGCUUCUGAAACUUUACCUACUUGAGCAUUGACGUUCUCUCCCCAGAGCCUCUGUAUCUGAACCUACCUUUAACUUUAAUGUUUUCUCCGUGGAGCAUCGGUACCUUGAGCACUGGCGUUCUCUUCGCAGAGCUUCUGUAUCCUGACCUGCCUUGAGCGUUGGCAUUCACUCUGCGGAGCUUCUGUAUCUUGACCUCCCUUGAGAUUUUAAGUUCUCGCUGAGGAGCUUCUGUAUCUUGACCUGCCUUGAGCGUUGGCAUUCACUCUGCAGAGCUUCUGUAUCUUGACCUCCCUUGAGAUUUUAAGUUCUCGCUGAGGAGCUUCUGUAUCUUGACCUGCCUUGAGUGUUGGCGCUCUCUUUGCAGACCUUCUGUAUCUUGACCUACCUUGAGUGUUCGCGUUCACUCUGCCGAGCUUUUGUUUCCUGACCUACGUUGAGCGUUUAAAUUCUCUGCGAAGCUAUUGUAUCUUGAACUACCUUGAGCAUAUGCGUUUUCUUGGCUGAGCUUCUAUAUCCUGACCUACCGACAUCUGGGUUGGUUCCCUGCAAACAUUACAAUUGUUAAGGAUGGCCUUUCUUAUAUUUGGCCCUCAUUUAAACUACCAUACUGUGCCAUUGUUAACUGUCAUAUCAUUAAAAUAAACAUUUUUAUUUUUCAUUUAUUUUGCAGACAGUCUAAAUACAUGUAGUUCUUAAUGGUGAAAUUAUGACAAAUUGAAUUACAAAAAACACUCAAAAUAAUAUUGAAAGCAUAUCCAUACAUUUUUGUUGUCACUAUUUUUGCAUUAAAAACAUGUCUCUAUGGUAUAUAUCUUGUACAGAAUUGUGUAUUUAUUGCCCUUUAAUUUUGUUCACUACCAAAUAAUAACUGUCUUAGGUAUUUUUGUUUUCACAGUGUUGAGAAUUUCACCUUGAACAUGUAUGACAAUUUGAUUAUUUGUAGUUUUUCUUCCAUAAUUAGCAGCCAAGAAACAUAGAAAUAAAAUUGAUGGCAUGAGUUGUAAAACUGUAGAUUCCAGGACUUCAAAAAAAGUUUUAUUUUAUUAAUUGUCACAAUUUCAUGGGGUGUGUAUUCAAAACUUAUAGCCUUAAUAACCAUUCAUGUAAACUGAACCAAUUUAUAUCUUCUAGGUCUCACCUUAAACCUUGUAAAAAUAGUCAAAUAUUUUUAUAAAAUAAAAUGUCCUGUACGAGGGUUGAUGGUGAAAUUCAGGUAACUUUAAUAUAAAAACAUCAAAAUAAAUGUUGUUUAAAAUGUUUGUAAAUGGGUAAAUAUAUUUCUUAUAUAUAUAUAUAUAUAAUUUGAUAACAGAAAUCAAGAUGAUAAAAUACGUCCAAUCAAUGUAGACUUCUAUAAUCUUUAUUUGUACCAAGAUGAAAUCAUUUUCAGCAACAUUUGUUCUUUGUUAUGUUAAAAUUCUGUGAACAACCCUCAUGCAUAGAGAGACUUGUUCAACAAUAGCCCCAUUUCUGUGUGAAUCUGCCUGUCAUAGCUCAUGUCUUGUAAUGCCCUCAAUGAAGGGCACUUUGUAAUGUCAAUAAAGCAAUCUGUAAUACUGA
Mya arenaria is the source of this 10121-nucleotide messenger RNA. RefSeq names its product cyclin-dependent kinase 17-like. Gene Ontology annotation, biological process: protein phosphorylation. The coding region runs from base 427 to 2061 and encodes 544 amino acids. The record is from RefSeq and is a predicted model, not a curated record. The transcript is spliced from 16 exons. Lineage: Eukaryota; Metazoa; Mollusca; Bivalvia; Myida; Myidae. Gene Ontology annotation, molecular function: protein kinase activity; ATP binding. Gene Ontology annotation, cellular component: nucleus; cytoplasm.